Molecule: messenger RNA, 2689 nt
Organism: Cephus cinctus (wheat stem sawfly)
Lineage: Eukaryota; Metazoa; Arthropoda; Insecta; Hymenoptera; Cephidae
Exons: 6
Coding region: 1007-2389 (460 amino acids)
Source: RefSeq, a predicted model, not a curated record
UUUUUGUCUACGUAAAUUUUUUUCACAAAAACUCAAAGAACAAACGAGCUGUUGAUUGGAUGUUUGUACGGUACGAAUUCGAUUAACGACUUCCCUGAUUGAAUUAAUGUACGACGUAUUAGUGUAAUUGAAUAUUUGCGGUACGUGGUCGACAAUUGUGAUUAACCUGCACGAUGACAGUGACAAUUGCAAAUUCACUGCUCUGUCAAUGUUUGACAAAUCCGGAAGAUCGAGCCUAUUUCAAUAUUUCAACCAUCACGAAACCUAUCAAUGACAUUUCAAAUUUGAAAAAGCACUUUCUCCCAUACUUCACCACAGUUUAGAUAUUCAAAUAUUUCCCGCCAUUGGAAUACGAUGAUUUCACCAAUCAGCGCUAUACAUAUAUACAAUUAACGAUUCUUAAUUUAUCAGUAUAGACCUCGGGUCAUCGAGUUAUCAUCUCAGUUCGUAUCGUGAAUUGUUUAAAUGGUGAACGCUCGGGGCUGUAGACCCAGGAAACGUCAUAGGCUCAGCUUAUUUACACGGUAAAAUAUUGACUCGCUCGAGGUAUCUGAAUAUACCAGCCGGAUUGUUGCCAGUUUCAACUAUAUAGUGAUAUCGCAUGAAUAAGAGCCGAAAAGUGGAUAGAAAUAGUUUAAUCGGCAGGAUAUUGACUCAAAAAAUAAAGAGAUAAAGUGUGUGCGUGUAUAAAACCCAAAAAAAACUAUCAUGACACCCUGAUACGAUUAACACAAGAAAUAAAUAAUAAAAAUGAAUAAAGGGGAUGAUUCUUCAGCCAACAGAGUGGGUUUCCCAUGAGUGCGUGACGAAGAGAAUUCCUGAUCAGGAAGACCGUUGGAUAGACUGACAAGUUUAUUGGAGCAGAAGCCAAGCAAGUGAGAGCUCAUUGACCGUCCAGUUGCUGUGCCAAAUGUGUCAAGUAGUCGAAGAGACGAGGAAUUGAUUGCCUUUUGCAGAAGCACUGAGAAUACUUUUACAAUCGAUUCGUACUGCAGCGCUGGGAGUUAUGUUCUCUUUAAGAAGAAACAGCUGUUCCCAGGAGAACUUGGAGGGUUGUGAUGAGUUCGGAUGGUGGUUAAGUGAAGAAGUUGCUGCUACGUCUCCCACGAGGAAUACGAAGAGUGUGCGUUCUUCGAUAUCCACUACGUCUAUGGUGUCCUGUGUAGACUCGGAGGAUCCUGACAAUUACUCCAUGGCGCAGGAAUUCACUGUAAAAAUUGAAAAUUCAAUAAAUACAGAAGAGAUUGAGCUGAAGCCAUUGAAUUAUGAGCUUGCUACGGAAAUGGAGGACGUUAAUAGAAAAUAUGAAAUCAGACAGGAUAUGACGUCGGACUACCAAGAAUAUAACAAACCCCAAGGAACUUGUUACACACCGGAAAGAUUAGUAAGAUCAGAAGAAUACAGGAUACUCAUGCCGUCUCCGCGUCGUCUCUCAGUGCCACAAACAGCAGCAACAACGCCAAAAGACAGUCCAAGGAAAUACCAUGCUCAUAGACGUCGACUGAGAUAUUUGAUAGACACUAAAACAUUUGGCGCUUCUCAUCUCGAGGCACUGCUGGACCCAAACGCACCGGAAAUCAAGAUACCCGUCAACGCAAGAAGCUGUCAACGUGGAUAUUCGUCCAGGAGGAAUUCCACUCCUGUCCAGGAUCUCCUGGCUAUAGCCAACAGAGAGAGUCCCCUGGGAGUACAGACUCCCGAACCAGCCAGCAGCAGGUCCAGCUAUGAGAGAUUGAAUGAAUUCUGGGAGGACGAUGAUGGCAAUCUCAUUCUGAGAUCCUCCCAAGAGGAUACUUCCGGUAUUCAAAGCAACGACUGGAGCUCGGACGGUCCUAGUGAAUCUCAGACACCCCUUUGUCUCUGCGACGAAUUGGCAACAGCAUCCAGGAGCUUCAUCGUCGGCACCAAAUCCCGGAAGAACGUCACCGCCAUCAAUGAGGUCGUUACCAUACUUCAGGGUCUGGAAAAGAAUCCUGAUCUUGCAGCCAUUCUCCUGGACGAGGACCCUCUCUGCCAAGGAUUCUCUGGCCAUGAUCAUCUUACCAGACUCGCUUUGACCAUUGAACCAGAUGGUAACGUACCAACUGUCCAGGGUGACCCGGACAAUGUUCAGCAACUGCGUAGCAAGGUCCAUCGACUCCAGAUAGCUAACAAGGACAUCUACAAGGACAUCUGUACCCUCAGGCGAGAUAUACAGGACGACGAGAAGAGGGUGAGCAACCUGAUGUCAGAGACCAGUAAGCUACGUAACGAGGUACACGACAUGCGAUAUAUGGAUGACCUCUUGAAUCUUCUACGAGGUGAGCUGGAUAGAAUUUCACGUAGAAAUUGGCCAUUUGCUCUUGGUCAUACGGAACGUCAGACGGAGGAAAUAAAUCUUGUGGUCUGAAGAGGAGCCAUCAUUGUUUUUGGAUAUACAUUGAAUUGUUAACGUGCCAAUUUUAUAGGAAGACAAGUGAAGCGUCUUUGACGAAUUUUUCUUGAACGAGAAAAACUGUUUAAAAAAAAUGGAGACAAUUUUUUCUUUAACGUCUCCGAUCGAUAGGACAAUGUCAUGUCGUACGUUUAGAUUGUCUUAGAUAUUUCCUAAUCCACAUUUGUGCGUUGCUUGUGAGAUUUUCCUUUGGAUAAGACUUUUUGUUUAAUACUCUUGUAUGUAUUUUUAAUAAAAAAAAAAUAGGUGAAAAAA